Messenger RNA from Brienomyrus brachyistius, 2269 nucleotides. Its product is annotated as N-acetyllactosaminide beta-1,3-N-acetylglucosaminyltransferase 2. Gene Ontology annotation, cellular component: membrane. The coding region runs from base 194 to 1525 and encodes 443 amino acids. Lineage: Eukaryota; Metazoa; Chordata; Actinopteri; Osteoglossiformes; Mormyridae. The transcript has 2 exons. Gene Ontology annotation, molecular function: hexosyltransferase activity. The record is from RefSeq and is a predicted model, not a curated record.
CACGCCUCCUAUCCAGUGAAAUAGAAGAACUUGGGCUGUCUGAUCCGCGGCUAUAAACUGAUGUUAAACGCCGUAUUAACGUCUCGUUUAGUUUAUUGAGCAUAAUCUUGCUGCGGGAUCCCUGCACUUGCCGGUAAAAUGAUUUCGUCAUAAAGGGUUCCGGUAUAAAGAACCGGGAGGAGAAUCACAGCUAAUGGCUCGAUGUCAUAGCCGGAUCCUCUGCUUGUGUCUCAUGCCCUGCCUGAUGGUGGCACAUCUGCUGGUCUAUGUAGUGGUGUCCAUCUGCAUCGCCAUGUCCUACCACCAGCCCCAGCUUCCCGUCCGCUUCGCGGCCACUGGGGUGUCUUCGGGCUCCCCCGAGCUGGCGGCCCACCCUGUGAACCCGUUCUGGAGCCUUCGGCUGCAAGGCGGAGCCCUGUGGAACCAGCUGCAGCACCCCCUGGACCGGCAAUACAACCCCAUCCUCAGGGGCAACAGCACUAAUACAAGCCCAAUGCCCGCUGCCAGGGCACAAGAGCAGGGGAGCCGAGUCCAGCAGGGGGUGCCAGAGUGCAGCCCAGACCAGCGCUGGGUCUCCCUCAUCAGGGACUUUAGUUCUCUGCCCGAGCAGAUGAGAGAUUUUGUCGUCUCCAUGCACUGCACCCAGUAUCCCCUUCUUUUGGACCAGCCGGACCUCUGCAGCCACAAAGACGGCGAUGGGGAGGAGCUUAUGCUCUUGGUAGCAGUGAAAUCCCAGAUGGGCAACUUUGAGAACAGACAAGCCAUUCGGCAGACAUGGGGUGCGUCGGGGUGGGUGAGGGGGGAAGAGGGAGCCAAUGGGGGCUUAGUGCGCACUGUCUUCCUCUUGGGGAGACAGGAUGGCUCGACGGGGGAUCACCCGGAGCUGGGAGCCCUACUGGAGCUGGAGAACUAUCGGCACAGGGACAUCCUGCAGUGGGACUUCCGGGACACCUUCUUCAACCUGACGCUGAAGGACGUGCUGUUCUGGCGCUGGUUUUCGGAGCGCUGCCCCAAAGCGCGUUUCAUCUUCAAAGGCGACGACGAUGUGUUUCUGCGCACGCGCUCCCUACUGGACUUCCUGCACCAGCAAGAGGCGACGUUGGGUGCCGGACCCAACGGCACCGAUGGGACGCGGGACCUGGUGGUGGGGGAGGUGAUCAGCAAUGCAGACCCAAACCGGCAACCUUCGACGAAAUAUUACAUCCCCGAGAGCUUUUUCAAGGGGGUGUACCCGGCCUAUGCGGGCGGGGGAGGGGUGGUGUACUCGGGGGCCUUGGCACUGCGUUUGAGGGAGGUCUCCGAGAGGGUGCACCUCUUCCCCAUCGAUGAUGUCUACCUGGGCAUGUGUCUUCACAGGCUGGGCAUCUCACCCACCCAUCACCCGGGGUUUCUGACCUUCGACAUUCCAGAGGCUGACCGAGGCAAACCUUGUGCCUAUCGCUCCAUCCUCCUGGUACACAAGAGGAGCCCCCAGGAGAUUCUCCACCUAUGGUCCGCCCUGCAGACUCCACCACCUCCUUGCUAAGCCGGCGGGGGUGAGAGCUCCCCCGGGCAAAGCCAGAAGGGGCUGGUAGAAAGGGCACGUCGAGGCUCAACGGGAACCAUCGCUAUGCACGGAGGGUGCCAGACACGUAAUCUCGGACAGUUCCAGCCGACACAUGGCCACGUGGGACACGGCAAGCUUGUCUUCCAGCGCCCUUCUGCGUAAAUUUUAACGUUUUGGUUGGAUCGCCCAAGAACAAAAGAUGUGACAUUUAUAUAAAGCGAGUCUUAUAAAAGAGACAUCCUGAAAUAUUCUGCGAGUUAGACAGUACUGCUGAAUGUCUCAGAGCUGUAGCUGCCGUUCUUUCAGGAAUUUCAGAUCCUGAUGGGAAAUGAGAUACAAAAGAGGAGCUGCUGCGGAUCCAACAGACGGCGUCCAAGGCCUGCAUCAAAAGAGUCUCGUUAAAGAACAGACAGAAAUCUGCGUGCAUCCCCAGAAUUGUUUCAGUGAGAUAUUACGCUGGUAGAUGGACUCUGUGUUUACAAAUUACAGGCUGUGUGGCUUUGGUGCUGAGCUGAGAUAACAGCGCAAGUUUUAUUUGACACCUCAGAAUUUAAAAAUAGACACCAUUAGUGUUCUGCAAUAUUCUGUUGCCUGAUCGUCCAAAAUAAUUUUGUCAUUUGACUGUUUGUAGAGAGUUUUUUUGUUUUUUUCUUUUGAUUGAGAGGUAAAAAAUUGGUUUUAUGAUAGCUAAACCUUUUGUAUUAAUAAAAUGCAUGUUUCGUA